Molecule: messenger RNA, 1181 nt
Organism: Triticum aestivum (bread wheat)
Lineage: Eukaryota; Viridiplantae; Streptophyta; Magnoliopsida; Poales; Poaceae
Exons: 2
Coding region: 360-965 (201 amino acids)
Source: RefSeq, a predicted model, not a curated record
GAUAGUGCGUGCAGGGAUCCCAGCAGGAGAGCCCGACCCAAACAAUCAAACCACUUGUCUUCAGUCCGCCGCCUCCGCCUGCCCCCGCGUCAUCGGAGUGCCGGCCGCCGCCGCCGCCUCUCUUCCCGGAUGGCCGCCCGUCGCGCCCGCGUUUUCCUCACCGUCGGUAUGUAUCCGCCUCGCUCGCCACCCGUCUGACGCCUCACCGCUUCUUCUGCCGUACGCGCCCUAACGGCGGCUGCACGAACUCCGCCACUCACCGCCGGACAGCCCCUCCGCCCGCAUCUCCAUUAAAUUCUAAAUCCAGCAAGACUGACCGAGAAGAUUCACUCAAGUCAAUAGUGUGGCCGGCCAUUGACAUGGAGGCAAUUCUUGUGAGCACCGAUCGCCUUCUCCAGGUGGCCAGGGACUCCCAUGCGCAGGCGGGCGCUCUGGGACGCCUCUGGCGGGUGCUAGACGGCGCCAUGGCGUGUUGCGUCUCCGACGCCACCUUCGCCGACUGGCUCAAAGUGGCGUUGGAAAACUUGCUUGGCAUGGUUGACACACUUGACAACUUCACAAGGACAGUGGACAACCUCACCGCUCGCCUCCAAGCCACGUGUCACCCUAAAGGCCACCAUAAAGGCAGCCGCCGCCGCGUCUCCCCUGCUGGCCAACUCGCCGGACUCCACGGAAAUGAUCUCUUCCGCACACUGAUGACCCUGCAGCUGCCUGCGUCUGCGCCUGCGGAGUUCUUCCUUGAGGUCGCUCUCGCUGCACAGAGCCUCAUCGUGCAUGACCAGCUCGACCUUUUCAUCGAACUCAGUGAAAAGAUCAUCUUGGAGGGAAACCCUAUGGCGAUAUAUGAGUACAACUUCAUGGCCUUCAUGUACCACAGGAAAACCUUGGACAAGUUCGUUCAAGAGCACAUUGACCUUGCCAACGCCGCUGCAAUUUCACGUCCACCGACUGGCCCAACGAAGUAAAAGCUCGAUUGAUAUAGUUGGCUAACUAGCUGCAAGUAACACGAAGGAGCCAGGAGAGUCAUUGAUGGAUCCUUGGCUGUCUUUGUUCCUUAUGUAGGUUGCUGCAUCAUUGUUUUUGGGCCAAGAACAAAAACGACUACUAAUGUAUGUAUUAUAUGGUACUUGUCAGCGACCGAGCAUGUCUUAAGUCGUAGUAAUAUAUAAGUAGUUGCCAUC